This is a messenger RNA of Exophiala aquamarina CBS 119918, 1671 nucleotides long. RefSeq lists its product as uncharacterized. The coding region runs from base 1 to 1671 and encodes 556 amino acids. The record is from RefSeq and is a predicted model, not a curated record. The transcript has 7 exons. Gene Ontology annotation, molecular function: amino acid transmembrane transporter activity. Gene Ontology annotation, cellular component: membrane. Gene Ontology annotation, biological process: amino acid transmembrane transport. Lineage: Eukaryota; Fungi; Ascomycota; Eurotiomycetes; Chaetothyriales; Herpotrichiellaceae.
AUGCCUCUCAAUAUUGAUGACCAAAAAGAUUUCGGAGAAGUGGAUAAAACGAGUGAGUUCGAGUCUGGAAAUGGCUUGCAAUCCAUUACCAGUAUCGAGCAGGUGUCGCUGGCCGAGUUGGACGACAGCAGGAAUGGAAAAUUCCAUCGCUCCUUCACUCCCCGGCAGAUUCACAUAAUCUCUCUGGGGUCCAACAUCGGCAGCGGCGUCUUCCUGGGCACGGGUAAAGCCUUAGCAAACGGAGGUCCUGGCUUCAUGGUCAUCGCAUAUUUUUUGGUCUGCUCGUGCAUCUGGGCCGUGUUACAGACUCUCGGAGAGAUGACCAUUGCCUUUCCGACCAGCGGCAACUACAUCGACUAUGCGGACCGCUGGGUUGACCCUGCCCUGGCUUUUGGCGCUGGCUUUGCUGAAUGGUUGGGCUGGGUUGCCGUUGUUGCCCUCGAAGCAAUAUUCUUUGAUAUCUUCGUGCAGUAUUGGGCUCAAGGAGCUCUGCCAAUGCCGGCGUCAAUCACGAUAUUUCUUGUGAUUGUCCUAGUGAUAUUCCUGCUUCCGAACAAGGCUUUCGCUUGGUUCGAGUACGUCACGUCAGUAAUCAAGAUCUUCCUCUUUCUUUUGAUCAUUGUCUUGUCACUUGCAAUCGUCUGUGGCGCUGGUCCUGGGGGCUAUGUGCAUGACGGAGCGUAUUGGCGAGAUUUACCUGCGUUCAAGAACGGGUUUACGGGAUUCGCAAAUUGUGCGCUGUUGGCCGUUGCGGGCGUUGGCGACCAAGUCUUUAUCGGAAUUAUGGGUGGCGAGGCAGCAUCUCCACGCUUUAGUAUGGCUCAUGCCACUAAACUCGUGCCAUUCCGAGUCAAUUUUGUCUACAUGACGAGUGUGGUUUUCAUCACACUCUUAGUAAGAUCUGACGACGAGCGUCUUCUGGGAGGAUCCAGCGUCACUGCUUCUCCAUUUGUAAUUUCAAUUGCCGACGCCAACAUCCCAGGUGUCCCAGACCUAAUAAACGCGGCCAUGAUCACUGGUAUCCUCGCAAUUGCAGCCGAAUCAGUCUAUCUUUCCUCUCGAAUCGUGCGAGAAAUGGCACACAAGCGCCUGAUCCCAGAGGUCAUCGCCAGGGUUGACAGUCAAGGUCGCCCUCGAUGGGCACUGGUCAUUACGUGCGGGGUGGCAGUCUUCUUGAGCUACCUGAGCCUGAGCUCGGGCGGAUAUGAGCUAUUCAUCUGGCUUGUCAACAUAUCAAGCUCAGCCUACUUCAUCAACUGGAUAAUCAUCUCCUUCACCUCCUGGCGAUUCCACCAGGCUCUCCGUGCCCAGAACGACCCGCUGUUCCAGCAAGUCUACGCCUGGAAAUCUAUCUCCUGGCCUCUGAUGCCAAUUUGGAUGAUGGUGAUCUCCAUCCUUCUCGUCGCCUGCUGCAUCACGGCCGGUGUAAACCCCCUAGGCGGAGGCGGGUUUACCGCCUACACCUUUUUCCAGUACAUCAUUGGACUUUUAAUCAUUGUAGGCUUCACGCUGGCGUAUAAGUUGAUCAUGCGCACGCCUUGGCGCGAUCCAAAGACGGCAGAUUUGACGACUGGCCGGAGAAUCUUGACUGCGCAGGAGAUCAAGUACCUUGAUGAUUAUUACGCUAUGCCGAAGUGGAGACGGUUUGGGACUUAUGUCCAGCUCUGGUGA